UAGGUCGAUGCCAUCUCAGAAGUGAUAAUAUCUAAAUUAAGUAAAAAUGUUAUAUUCUAGUUAAAGUUUUAAUAAUCUUAUGGCUUCGGGACUUUCCGCUUAUUGUGAAUCGUGACAGAAUAGUAAAGAGUACUGAAAAAACUGUUCGUUUUUUGUUUUUAGUCCCUCUAACAAGACAUUCGUAAAUAUUUAUAUUUUUAUCAUAAAUUUUGCAAAAAAAAUUUCAAUAAAGACAAAAACGUAGUUUAAAUGCUGAAAAGUUGCGACUGAGUAAUUAAGAUGUAAUUGACUUUUAUUCAGAUUCGGCAGGAACGAGGUCAAAUAUUGCAAAUAUGGAGUCGACAAUAAUCUAUGUUUGCAAUAUCUGUUUUCGGCAAUAUACACUAAUCGAGGACUUACGAGGACAUUUUAUUGAAUACCACAAAUGCACACCAAGAGUUGCAGAAAGUUCUUCGACAGAGGGAAAAUCUGUAGAAUUAACUAAUAAAGUUUGUCAAACUAUUGAGACAGGGGGGGAAGCUCAAAAAGAGGAGUGUGUGAAACUGGAAAUACGGCCAAUGCCAUUUAAAAACUUUCGAAUUGUGUUACGUUCCAAAAUGAUGAAGGGUUGUCCUGUGACGAAGUCAUGCCCUUAUAAAUUUGAAAACGAAAUAAAACUUUCAUUGCAUACUAAAUGUCAUACUUGCCCAAAUGCGGCUCAGAAAUUCAAAUGUUAUGAGUGUAGUGUAGAACUGACAACUUGGAGACGUUGCACUGCACAUCUGUGGAAAGCACAUCAAAUAGACGUGGACCUAUUACAAUGUCCACAAUGCGAGUACAAAGCGCAUGCGUCUGUACUUGUUUGGCGCCACAUGCGGGCCCACAAAAAGUGGCGAAUGCGUGUUCUACGCUCUUUACGCGCAGUUCAGCGCAAACGCUUACAGCAAGACUUGAAAAAUUGCGAUGUGAACGUGGGUCAAACAGCCCCGGUGAAUAAAAAUAAGUAUUAUGCAGAGAAGACUUGUGAAAUAUGUAGUCGGAAAUUCGUAAAUGGUAAAACACUUUCAAAACACGUUAAAGCGGUGCAUAACAAAAUUAAACCGUUUAUAUGCAAUGUGUGUGGCAAAAAUAUGGCGCGUAAAGCCAGUUUGAUUAUCCAUAUGCGCCAACAUACGGGUGAAAAGCCACUACAUUGUAAGGUCUGUAAAUUUUCGACCAGAGAUCCUAGCGUGUUACAUAAGCAUCAGCUGCGCCAUGAGAAGACGGAAAAAUUAAAAUGCAAACACUGCGACUUCUCCUGCAUUCAAACCAGCGCAUAUAAACGACAUAUGCGUUUGAACCAUUCGGAGGAAUAUAAAAAAAUCGCAUGUGACUUGUGUAAUUAUGUUACUAUAAGCUCAGAGCGUCUACAGGCCCACAAAAGUGAUCAUCUCAAAGGUUUAAUUGUUAAUCACGAAGACUCUAUGGAUGCCACCCGCUCCGGCACUUCGAAAAAUCUCCACAAAUUACGGAACAAAAAUGAGAUGUCUGCUGAUUGUUUUUUGCCAAUUGAAAGUAUUGAUUCACUGCCGCAUGAGCCAGCUGUAGAUACCGGUGGUGUAACCAUACCCGCACCUUCGGAAGAUACACAGUUUCCCACUUAUUUAAAUAACUGAUAUGCAAAGUAAUUUUUUCUUUAUAAACAUUUCUUUAUUUAUUUCAUUUCUUAUGAUAUGAUUUCAACUUUCAGAAUAAUUAUUUUUAAUUUUAUUUAAUAUUUUUUUUGUAAUUUACUGCACUAAGUCUGAAAAAAUCUCGCUAAAUAUUGGUAUGUUUAAUUAUGAACUUUAUUUCUGUUUGAUUAUUUUCGCAGAUUACUGAUCAAAUUUAGUGUAUUUAUUUUUAAUAAAUUGUAAGUUUAAAAAUUUGGA
Messenger RNA from Bactrocera oleae (olive fruit fly), 1889 nucleotides. NCBI's taxonomy places the organism in Eukaryota, Metazoa, Arthropoda, Insecta, Diptera, Tephritidae. The record is from RefSeq and is a predicted model, not a curated record.